Molecule: messenger RNA, 2803 nt
Organism: Lolium rigidum
Lineage: Eukaryota; Viridiplantae; Streptophyta; Magnoliopsida; Poales; Poaceae
Product: vacuolar protein sorting-associated protein 35B-like
Exons: 22
Coding region: 24-2408 (794 amino acids)
Biological process (GO): intracellular protein transport; retrograde transport, endosome to Golgi
Cellular component (GO): retromer, cargo-selective complex; retromer complex; late endosome
Source: RefSeq, a predicted model, not a curated record
CCGCCACGACGGCGUCCGCGAGGAUGCUGCCCGACGGCGGCGGCGGCGACGACGAGGAGCGCUGGCUCGCCGAGGGCAUCGCCGGCGUCCAGCAGAACGCCUUCUACAUGCACCGCGCCCUCGACUCGAACAACCUCAAGGACGCGCUCAAGUACUCGGCGCAGAUGCUCUCCGAGCUGCGCACCUCCCGCCUCUCCCCGCACAAGUACUACGAGCUCUACAUGAGGGCGUUUGACGAGAUGCGCAAGCUGGAGAUGUUCUUCAGGGAGGAGACCCGGCGGGGCAGCUGCUCCGUCGUUGAUCUCUACGAGCUCGUGCAGCAUGCUGGCAACGUACUGCCCAGACUCUAUCUGCUCUGCACAGUAGGAUCUGUGUACAUUAAAUCAAAGGAGGCUCCUGCUAAAGAUGUUCUGAAAGACCUUGUUGAAAUGUGUCGAGGCAUUCAGCAUCCUCUCCGUGGACUUUUCCUUAGAAGUUACCUAUCUCAGAUAAGCAGAGACAAGCUGCCUGAUAUUGGUUCUGAGUAUGAAGGGGAUGCUGACAGCAUUAAUGAUGCAGUUGAAUUUGUUCUUCAGAACUUCAUCGAAAUGAACAAACUCUGGGUCCGGAUGCAGCAUCAGGGACCUGUUCGGGAGAAGGACAAGCGGGGGAAGGAAAGAAACGAACUGCGUGAUCUGGUAGGCAAAAACCUUCACGUUCUAAGCCAAAUUGAGGGUGUUGACCUUGAGAUGUACAAAGAAACCGUUCUUCCAAGGAUAUCAGAACAGGUUGUUAAUUGUAAGGAUGAUCUCGCACAGUUCUACCUGAUGGACUGCAUAAUCCAAGUAUUUCCAGAUGAAUACCAUUUACAGACAUUGGAAACAUUGCUGAGUGCAUUUCCCCAGCUACAGCCAAAUGUGGAUAUCAAAACGGUGCUAUCUCAGCUCAUGGACAGAUUGUCAAACUAUGCCGCCACAAGUCCUGAAGUACUACCAGAGUUUUUGCAAGUUGAAGCAUUUGCAAAGUUCAGCAAUGCCAUUGGAAAGGUGAUAGAAGCUCAAGUUGACAUGCCGGUUGUUGGAGCAGUAACUUUAUAUGUGUCACUCCUCACAUUUACUCUCCGUGUGCAUCCAGACCGGCUCGAUUAUGUUGACCAAGUGUUGGGUGCAUGCGUCAAGAAACUUUCAGGCAAGGCAAAACUUGAAGAUAGCAGAGCAACGAAGCAAAUUGUCGCACUUCUUAGCGCUCCCCUGGAGAAGUAUAGUAAUAUUGUUACUGCCUUGGAGCUUUCGAACUAUCCCCGGGUUAUGGAUUAUCUAGAUAAUGCUACAACCAAAGUGAUGGCCCUGGUAAUAAUUCAAAGCAUAAUGAAGAACACAACUUGCAUAUCUACUUCUGACAAGAUUGAGGCUCUUUUUGAUUUAAUUAAGGGCCUUAUAAAAGAUAUGGAUGGGGCUCAAGAUGAUGAGCUUGAUGAGGAGGAUUUCAAGGAGGAACAGAAUUCUGUAGCGCGCCUUAUUCACAUGUUGCACAAUGAUGACCAUGAAGAGAUGCUGAAGAUAUUAUGUACUGUUCAGAAGCAUAUACUUCAGGGAGGUCCCAAGCGUCUACCUUUCACUGUGCCUUCAUUGGUAUUCUCUGCUCUCAAGUUGGUCAGACGAUUACAAGGUCAAGAUGGAGAUGUCACUGGGGAGGAAGUUCCAGCUACUCCUAAGAAAAUAUUUCAGAUCUUGCAUCAGACUAUCGAAGCACUCUCAUGUGUUCCUUGUCCAGAACUUUCUCUCCGACUAUAUCUACAAUGCGCAGAGGCUGCCAAUGAUUGUGAUUUGGAACCGGUUGCUUAUGAGUUCUUCACACAAGCAUUCAUCUUAUAUGAAGAAGAAAUCGCGGAUUCUAAGGCUCAAAUUACUGCACUUCACCUAAUUAUUGGAACCCUUCAGCGGAUGGGUAUAUUUGGGGUUGAAAAUAGAGACACCCUCACUCAUAAGACAACAGGGUACUCAGCAAAACUUCUAAAGAAGCCUGAUCAAUGCCGAGCAGUCUAUGCAUGCUCACAUCUUUUCUGGACCGAUGACCAAGAUGGAAUAAUGGAUGGUGAAAGGGUCCUCCUUUGUUUAAAGCGUGCCUUGAGAAUUGCAAAUGCUGCUCAACAAAUGGCCAACGUAUCAAAGGGAAGCAGCGGAUCUGUCACUCUAUUUAUUGAAAUAUUGAACAAGUAUCUGUACUUCUUUGAAAAAGGAAUUCCACAGAUCACAAACACUGUAAUCCAAGAUCUGAUUGAGCUGAUUAGGACAGAGAAGCAAAAUGACAGCCAGACAUCUGAUCCGUCUGCAGAUGCCUUCUUUGCAAGCACUCUAAGAUAUAUCGAAUUCCAAAAGCAGAAAGGUGGAAGCAUAGGAGAAAAGUACGAACAAAUAAAAGCUGCUUGAUUGUUCAUAACUCAAGACGAGUACAACAUUGCAACAAGGUUUUUUUAUGGUUUUGUCGAGAGAGAAAGUUGAAUCAUAGUUUGGGGAUGUUCAGUAGAACACAAGCUAAGCUGCCUCUGACCAAAAAAUAUUUGUGGUUUCUGAAUUUCACGCUCAACAUGGUGCCCGCUCACCAUUUGGCAACAUGUUUGGGUUAGUCAGGUGGCAAUAAGCUGUACUCUGUGGGAAGCUCAGGUCUGUACAGGAUACUUGUGUACCUGAGUGCCAUUGUUGUAUAUUCGUUUUUCAUAGUUAUUUUGCAAAGUGCUUGAAUUUUAGGGGACUCGAGUAGAUAUUUAUAUUUAUCAGACUGAUUUUGAUUAAUUUAUAGCAAUGAAGGCUUUCAGUUUGAACUA